AUGUCUUACGGAUGUGGAACCAUAUGCCUUCCUUUUAUAAGAAGAGCCCUAUUGACCUUCAUGGCUGUAGAAGCAACAUAUUCCACAUACGAACUUUUUCUCAAGCCCGGGGCCAUCUUCAUGUAUUAUCGAAUAAAUGACAUGAUGAACAAGGAAAAGAAGUGA
Plasmodium gonderi is the source of this 165-nucleotide messenger RNA. RefSeq lists its product as hypothetical. The coding region runs from base 1 to 165 and encodes 54 amino acids. The transcript is spliced from 2 exons. NCBI's taxonomy places the organism in Eukaryota, Apicomplexa, Aconoidasida, Haemosporida, Plasmodiidae. The record is from RefSeq and is a predicted model, not a curated record.